AUGCCUUACAACGAAAUCUACCAGUAUUCGCUGGUCAACGCCCUCAUGAGCGGCGUGUCAGACUCUGGCAUUGCUGUAGGGCAAUUGAUUGAAAAAGGAAACGUCGGGCUGGGAACAUUUGUGAAGAUGAGAGGAGAGCUGGUCCUUCUUGAUGGCAAGGUAUACCAACUCCAGGCUGAGGGCAGUGUUCGUGUUGCAGAACAUGAGGAACAAAUCCCAUACGCUGCGUGUACGAAUUUCAAGGCCCAGGACACGGUCAAUGUGACCUUCGACACUAAGGACUCAGUCGAUGAGAUUCUGGAAAAGUUCGACAAUCAUGCGAGUAAUCUGUUCAUGGCUUAUCGCAUAGAAGGAGUCUUCAAAAAGUUAAAAUGCAGAACUGUCAAGGGUCAAGAGUAUGAUGGUCAGCCACUUUCUGAGCUCGGAAAGUCACAAUUCGUCGCCAACUAUGACAGUAUUGAAGGGACGAUUGUCGGGUUUAGGGCACCUCAAGCUUGGCAGGGGUUCUUCGUGGCCGGUGAACACAUGCAUUUCAUCUCAAAAGAUCGCAGCUUAGGCGGACAUGUCUUGGAGUUAAGUGGUGCAGAGGUUACGAUGGGCAUAGCGACGAUAAACAACAUACACCUCGAAUUACCUACGAGCGAAAAAUUCAACGCGGCAAAAUUGUCAACUGAUGAUGUAGGGCUGAAAUCCGUCGAAGGUUGA
Messenger RNA from Exophiala oligosperma, 705 nucleotides. RefSeq names its product alpha-acetolactate decarboxylase. NCBI's taxonomy places the organism in Eukaryota, Fungi, Ascomycota, Eurotiomycetes, Chaetothyriales, Herpotrichiellaceae. The record is from RefSeq and is a predicted model, not a curated record. The transcript is spliced from 2 exons. Gene Ontology annotation, molecular function: acetolactate decarboxylase activity. Gene Ontology annotation, biological process: acetoin biosynthetic process. Bases 1 to 705 code for a protein of 234 amino acids.